AUGAAAUUAUACUUUGGACUGAUAGCAGCUAGUCUAAUUUGGUUAGCAUUAUGGGGCCGUAGUCUGUUUGUUAAGGAAACUACAACACCGAUGUCGUGGAAGAGUCAGUGUAUUAAAAGUCGCAAGGGGACAAUGCUUCUUAAUGAGGCGAUUGAAUACAAUGCCAAUCCAAACUGUUUGCAUUCAGAUUAUGGAAGUGCAAAUGCGACAGCUAGUGAUGUUAAAAUACCUAAACAGUAUCUAAAGUUCUGGGAAAACGCUCUGAAAGUCGGUUUAGCAAAUGAUUCUGACUUAGCCCAACUAUUUGCAAUGCUAGAUAAUUGCCUGCCAAUUGAUAAUCCUGCCGUUGAAGCUUGUUCUUCUGAUAUUGAGAAAGAUUCUUUGUCUUAUGCCAUGGUCAAUGCUAUAAAGGAACUUGAAUAUCGCUGUCUGGUUAUUAAUGACUAUAUUGAAAAGCUAGAAGGUGUAACUGAGAGUACUGCGGGGGUCGAUCUUGCUUCUUUGCUUAAAACAUCAGAUGAGGAUGAUAUUGAAGAUAAGAUCAUAAUAGUUACAGAUGGGUUUCUUGUGGAUUAUGAUAACAUAGUGCAUGAGACUAAUCCACUCAGUCCUUGGGUGGUGCCUCCGGGUAAUAUCAAAGCAAUGGUUAAAGCUUGGAAGACGAUUAUCGACAACCCAUCGGCACUCAGCUCAACUCUUUGUGCUCAGCAGCAACUCAGGCAUUUCUUGUAUGGCUUGCUAAGAGCACGGUUACUGGGCGCGAACCUUUUAAAGGCUCCUGAUACAGCAGUAGGCACCUAUGCCGAUAUUAUCAUCGAAAAUGACAUACAGGACCUUAUCGAUUCUGUUUCAAAAAUAGAUAUUGUUGAUAUCAUAAAAACCACGCCAACAGAUGAAGCAGUCAAAAAGAUGCAUGCUGAGAUCUGGCGUAUUCUUUCAGUAGAGAGCUGGCAUGCAUGGACUUUUAGAAUGGCUGAUCUUUGGGAUCGGCUUAAAGAUGCUCGUCGUUUUUGCAAUCCUUCCUUAGCAGAAGCAUAUGUAGAAAUCCCAGUGGAACAGAUUAAACAAUGGGCUGAAGAUCUGAAGAUUCUAUCAGAGCAUUUUCAAAAUCUCGCGGAAAAGACAAAACAACUGCAAACUAAACUUAAACCAUACUUAACAAAUAACAAGAAGGCCACCAGUAUUCACGAGUGUCUAGAAUAUGUCUCCGCUACUCCACAAUCUGCUUCUACUCUUGAACCUUAA
This is a messenger RNA of Nematocida homosporus, 1245 nucleotides long. RefSeq lists its product as uncharacterized. Lineage: Eukaryota; Fungi; Microsporidia. Bases 1 to 1245 code for a protein of 414 amino acids. The transcript has a single exon. The record is from RefSeq and is a predicted model, not a curated record.